Trichoderma citrinoviride is the source of this 1530-nucleotide messenger RNA. RefSeq names its product general substrate transporter. The record is from RefSeq and is a predicted model, not a curated record. Gene Ontology annotation, molecular function: carbohydrate:proton symporter activity. The transcript has 5 exons. NCBI's taxonomy places the organism in Eukaryota, Fungi, Ascomycota, Sordariomycetes, Hypocreales, Hypocreaceae. Bases 1 to 1530 code for a protein of 509 amino acids. Gene Ontology annotation, biological process: transmembrane transport; carbohydrate transport. Gene Ontology annotation, cellular component: membrane.
AUGACAGAGUCCCGUAUGCAAGCUGCGCUGCUCCGGGAGAAUCCUCGCGUCCUUCGAAAAAGCUUCUUGAAGCUAUAUGGGUGUAUCUUUGUCGGAUAUCUGUGCUCAGCCACGAAUGGAUUCGACUCCAACACCUUUGUAGGCGGCCUUUCCGCGAUCCCUCAAUUUACCAAGUAUUUCGACAUUACCACCGAGAACCAAGGUCUUGUUGCCGCACUUUAUGUAAUCGGAAAUAUAGCCGGCAGCUUCUUCGCCGGUCCUUGCUCGGACACAUAUGGUCGCCGAGUUGGCAUGGCCAUGGGGUCGGCCAUUUGUGUAAUCGGCGCUAUCCUACAAACUGCUGGCACAAACAUCUCCAUGCUCAUGGGAGGCCGCUUCAUCCUGGGCAUGGGAGCUGUGCUUGUUCAAACGGCUGGUCCCAGCUAUGUGGUCGAGAUGUCUUAUCCCAAGUACCGAGCCCAACUGACAGGUGGUUAUCAAGCCUGCUUCUUCCUCGGAACCAUCGUGUCAACCUGGCUGGAGUUUGGCUUGAAUCAUGCCAAAACAAAGCUAUCUUACCCAUGGAGACUCCCUCUCGCUAUCCAGGGCCUACCAUCUGUUAUAAUCCUUUGCGCUGUUUGUUUCAUCCCCGAGAGCCCCCGAUGGUAUGUCGGCCAAGGACGCAUAAGUGAAGCCAGAGCUGUGCUCGUCAAGUAUCAUGCAGAUGGAGACCCCGAUGCCCUCGUCGCAAACCUCGAGCUGCAAGAGAUGAUUGAAGUUAUCGAAAUGGACGGGUCAGAUAAACGAUGGUGGGACUAUAGAUGCUUGUUUGAUACAAGAGCGGCACGGUAUCGGACCUUCCUCGUUAUUUGUAUCGCUUGGUUUGGAGAACUCGAUUUGCCCCCGACGAGCUAUUAUUUCCCUCUGAUGGUCAAGACAGUUGGUAUCACGAAUAUUAAUACGCAACUGCUGUUGAACGCGAUACAAACUCCAGUCAUGGCAGUCGCUGCGCUUUGUGGGCUCAGUGUUGUGCACAAGCUCGGUCGUCGAAAGCUACUGAUGUUCUCCAGCGCUGGGAUGUCAGUAUCCAUUGCCAUCAUCACAGCCUGUACUGCACUCCAGGCUGGACGACCCGCGGUUGGGGGGACUGGCAUCGCGUUUCUCUACAUAUUCUUAAUUGUUUUUGCCUUUGCUUGGACUCCAAUGCAAUCGCUCUAUCCUGUCGAAGUGCUUUCCUUCAAUUCUCGAGCAAAGGGCAUGGCGUUUCUCGCAUUCAUGAACAAUGCUGUCAAGGUCAUGAACACAUAUGUGCCUCCAAUUGCCAUUGCCAACUCUGGCUGGAAAUACUAUCUCCUUUAUGUCUUUUGGGACGCGUUUGGUGUCGUUGUUAUCUACUUCUUCUUUGUUGAGACCAGGGGUUGGAGCUUGGAAGAAAUCGAAGACUUGUUUCAGGCGAAGAACCCCGUCAAAGCAAGUCUUGCGAAGAAGAAGAUCAGCCUUGCGCCUGACAGUACUAUCACACAGGUGCAAGAUGGUGGAAGCCGUGUUUGA